CGGAAGAGAUUGCCAUCAGUUGGCCGCGGAUCACCGCCUUCGCCGAAUCCCACCGGAGACGAGGGUUGGUGUCGGGUGUGGAAGCAGAAGGAGAACAAGGUCAACCAGAACCCACCCAGAUCCAACCUUCAGUGGGGGCCGGUUCCAGCGAUGGGGGGGUGAACCCCGAUUUACGUCGACAGUUGGGUUUGAUCCUUCAAACAGCCGGGAGGACCCAAGUGGAGAAGAUGCUGAGGGAACUGGUGAGGGAACAGGGACAAGGUGGGAAACGUCGGAAUCGCAAGAAAACACCUAAAGAUGGAGGUGGCGGUGCCGGGAGCGGGACAGAAGAAGACUCAACACCACGAGAUGAUGAGGAGAUGACACCAGAAGAUGUUGAUCAACAUCAAACCGAAGAGAAGACAAGUGAAUCCCUCAUCACCACUAAAGGCAACGGAGGGAAGAAGGUCAAUGUGACAUCACCAGCAUCUCGAGGUGGUUGCACCGAAUGCGGGAUGGACAAUCGAUCUCAAAACUUCCUAAGAUCUCGCCGUUGUACCCAAUGCGGGAGGAGAUGUCGACCAUCCACCCGCCAACCAGAACGUGGUGGAGAAAAACUCCACCGCUGUGGUGAUUGCGGGAAAGGUUUCAGUCGUGGUUCCAACCUCGCCCAACAUCGAAGGAUCCACACGGGUGAACGUCCUCAUCGUUGUGGUGAUUGUGGGAAAGGUUUCAUCCAACGUUCAGAUCUGGAGAGACAUCGACGUGUCCACACCGGUGAACGGCCGUAUCCAUGCGGUGAUUGCGGGAAACGAUUCAGCGUGAGUUCUCAUCUCGAUAGACAUCGGCGUACUCAUACCGGUUCAUCAUCAUCAUCAUCAUCAUCUACUUCUCAUCGUUGUCCUGAAUGUGGGAAGAGUUUCACUCAACGUUCAGCUUUGGUUAAACAUCGGAAGACGCACAGCGGUGAAAGACCUCAUCGUUGUGGUGAUUGUGGGAAGAGCUUCAGUCGUGGUUCCAACCUCACCCAACAUCGAAGGAUCCAUACUGGUGAAAGACCAUUUGCUUGUGGUGAUUGUGGGAAAGGUUUCAUCCAACGUUCUGAUCUAGAAAGACAUCAACGUGUCCACACCGGUGAACGACCUUAUACCUGUGCUGAAUGUGGUAAGAGCUUCAGUGUCAGUUCCCACCUUGAUCGACAUCAGAAGAUCCACGUGGCCGAACGGGCGUCCUAUCGUUGUCCUGAACAUCUAGCUGGCUUCUUGGCCGCUCACCGUCAUGGUCGCCUCUUCCAAUGCUCUCAAUGUGGUCGAUGUUUUGGUCAAGGAGCUGCGUUGCUUAAACAUCAACGUUCUCACGGUGUUGGAGGAACCGUUGGUCAACCACCUAAAUGUCCAGAUUGUGGUAAGAACCGUGGUGAGAAACCAUAUAAAUGUGGAGAAUGUGGGAAAGGUUUUGGUCAACGUUCAGCGUUGGUGAAACAUCGAAGGAUUCACACGGGUGAGAAACCAUACGCGUGUGGAGAUUGUGGCAAAGGUUUCAUCCAGAAGUCAGAUCUGACCAUCCAUCGACGGAUGCACACGGGGGAGAAACCGUAUCGUUGCGGUGAAUGCGGGAAAUGUUUCAGCGUCUCCUCCAACCUCAUCACUCAUCAACGUACCCACCUUGGUGAGAAACCAUAUCAAUGUCCUGAAUGUGGCAAGAGUUUCAUCCAAC
Antrostomus carolinensis (chuck-will's-widow) is the source of this 1695-nucleotide messenger RNA. Its product is annotated as zinc finger protein 2 homolog. Gene Ontology annotation, molecular function: RNA polymerase II transcription regulatory region sequence-specific DNA binding; DNA-binding transcription factor activity, RNA polymerase II-specific. The annotation marks the transcript as partial. Lineage: Eukaryota; Metazoa; Chordata; Aves; Caprimulgiformes; Caprimulgidae. The transcript has 5 exons. The record is from RefSeq and is a predicted model, not a curated record. Gene Ontology annotation, biological process: regulation of transcription by RNA polymerase II; embryo development. Gene Ontology annotation, cellular component: nucleus.